Closterium sp. NIES-65 is the source of this 960-nucleotide messenger RNA. The record is from the annotation of a GenBank genome assembly. Lineage: Eukaryota; Viridiplantae; Streptophyta; Zygnematophyceae; Desmidiales; Closteriaceae.
AUGGCUACCCCUUGUGUCCUUGCUUUUGACGCUGAGGGCCGCGCCAUUGACUUUGAGUGGGCCACACGCGAUGCUGCUGCACGUCUUGCUGUGCAUCGCCACCUGCCUACCACUGAGCGCGCGCACUUUAGUCAGUACAAGAGUGCUCAGACCUUGUACGACGCUGUAGUUGCACGCUACUCCUCCCCUGCCACUGCUGCACUGAGCCGCCUCAUGCUACCCUUCCUCUUCCCUGACCUUGCUGCCUUUCCCACAGUUGCUGACCUCAUUACGCACCUCCGCACUAGUGACACUCCCUACCGCGCUGCGCAUCCUGCUGACUUCUGCGCCAAGAACCCCCCCCCCAUGUACAUCACUCUCUAUCUCAUAGUCACUCGUCUCCCUGACUCCCUUCGUGUAGUCAGGGACCACUUCCUCUCAGUCUGUCCCACCACUCUCACUGUAGACCUCCUCGAGAAGUCCCUCCUAGCGGCAGAGAAGAGCAUAGUCGCUGUAGGGGCCUCUCGUGGUGACCCUCGCACCCCCAUCUUUGAGGGGUGUUCUCCUUCCCCCCUGUUGCCCUCUGUCGCCUCUGCCGCUGCGGCUGACCUCGUUGGUCUUGAGUCGGUCGGUGCGGCGUCCGCCCCUAGCGGGAGACGCCGCCCUGGCAAGGGCAAGGGGGGCAAGGGCGCGGGUGGAGCUAGCGGGGGCGGUGGAGGUGGAGGUGGCGGUGGCGGAGGGAGUGGGGGUGGCGGUGGAGGUGGUGGAGGGGGUGGAGGUGCUAGUGGCGGCAGUGGAGGCGGAGGCGGCGGUGGCGGCGGCGUUACUGGCGGGGGCGGCGGUGGUGGUGGAGGUGGAGGCGGCGGAGGUGGAGGUGGUGGAGGUGGUCGGAGUGGCGCUUCGCAGCGGAGCAGCACUGGGGGUGGUCAGCGCCAGCAGCAGCAGCAGCAGCAGCAGCAGCGUUCUCGCGACUGGUGCUGA